Dioscorea cayenensis subsp. rotundata (Guinea yam) is the source of this 516-nucleotide messenger RNA. Its product is annotated as pre-rRNA-processing protein TSR2-like. Lineage: Eukaryota; Viridiplantae; Streptophyta; Magnoliopsida; Dioscoreales; Dioscoreaceae. The transcript is spliced from 4 exons. Bases 88 to 468 code for a protein of 126 amino acids. Gene Ontology annotation, cellular component: nucleus. The record is from RefSeq and is a predicted model, not a curated record. Gene Ontology annotation, biological process: maturation of SSU-rRNA from tricistronic rRNA transcript (SSU-rRNA, 5.8S rRNA, LSU-rRNA).
GUUCUCCAACGACAAAGGUUUGGAAUUCCGGGAACCCCGGAACUCUCCUCGUUGUUACGCCGUGCUUCCCUCUCGAUCGAUCGAGCCAUGGAUUCCGGGAACCGAGGGCCAAUGCCGGGGCUCUCGCCGGAGGCAGCGGCUCGCUUUGGAGAGGGGAUCAGCAUCGUGCUCGCUCGGUGGACGGCGCUUCAAAUGGCGGUCCAGAACGGGUGGGGUGGGAGAGAAUCUCGCCAAAAGGCCGAUAAGCUUGCCUCUGCCGUUCUUUCUUGGUUCUCCAACGAUAAAGGAUUUGUGAUCUUGAUUCUUUUGCUUAUGAUUUGGAAAAACCUACUGGAUGAGAACAUGGUGCUUUCCUUCAAUACUGAAAUCGAGGAUGGCAGCGUAGAAGAGGUUGCUGAGCAAUUGAUGAUUAUGCAUGAAGACUGUCUGCAAGGAAAUUUUGAAUUAAUUGAUCAAUUGAUCAAUUGAUCAAUUAAAGAACACUGCUUCCAUGAGAACUGCCGCCUCUCAAAGUAG